Messenger RNA from Solanum lycopersicum (tomato), 2386 nucleotides. Its product is annotated as alkaline/neutral invertase A, mitochondrial. The record is from RefSeq and is a predicted model, not a curated record. Gene Ontology annotation, cellular component: mitochondrion. Gene Ontology annotation, biological process: sucrose catabolic process. Lineage: Eukaryota; Viridiplantae; Streptophyta; Magnoliopsida; Solanales; Solanaceae. Gene Ontology annotation, molecular function: sucrose alpha-glucosidase activity; endo-alpha-N-acetylgalactosaminidase activity.
UAAUCUUUUUCUUUUGUAUAUCUAAUUAUCUACCUAUAUAUAUAUCUGUUGAUUUGUUUUUCAUAAUUAACAGAUCUAUAUGUGUAUAUACAUAUAGCAAUUAGUUAAAUUCAAAUUGGAACGAAAUUUUAGUAUAUUGUUAAUUAGCUCAAGAAAUGAAUACUAGCAGUUGCAUUAGUAUUUCAACCAUGAAACCAUGUUGUAGAAUCCUCAGCAGUUGUAAAGGUUCAUCCUUUAUUGGGAAAUGUAAUCAUUUUAUUAAUGAUAAUUUGUCGAAUCCGCACUGCAAAUUAGAUGAUAUACAUACGGUUUCUGAUUAUGCUACUAGGGCUAUAGGGAUUAUUGGUUCGAAUCGGAGUUUUUUUUGUGGAUCUGAUUCGAAUUGGAGGCAUUUUAGGUUGAAUAAGGAAACUAGGUGCUACUCUGUCGAUGCAAAUGUUGCAUCUGAUGGAAGGAAUUUUUCAACUUCGAUUGAAGCUCAAGUUAAUGAGAAGAGGUUCAAUAAGUUUUACAUACAGGGGUGCUUAAAUGUGAAGCCUUUAGUCAUUGACAGAAUAGAAUCAGGUAAAGAUGUAGCUAAAGUAGAAGAAGAAAUUAGGACAGAUAUAAAUAAUGGAUCAGGUGUAUAUGUAAAGCAUCCUGAUAAUUAUUUAAAUGGGGAGUGUGUUUCUGAAUCACCCCAUGAGAAAGAGUUAUCUGAAGUGGAAAAGGAGGCAUGGAAUUUACUUAGGGGAGCAGUUGUUAACUAUUGUGGCUUCCCCGUUGGGACUGGGGCAGCUAAUGAUCCAGCUGAUAAGCAGCCGCUUAACUACGAUCAAGUGUUUAUACGCGAUUUUGUCCCAUCAGCUCUUGCUUUUUUGCUGAAUGGAGAGGGGGAGAUUGUCAAGAAUUUUCUGCUCCACACUCUGCAACUGCAGAGCUGGGAGAAAACCGUGGACUGCUAUAACCCUGGAGAAGGAUUGAUGCCCGCAAGUUUUAAAGUCAGAACUGUGCCUCUUGAUGGAAGGAAUGGUGAAUUUGAAGAUAUGCUGGACCCAGACUUUGGUGAAUCCGCAAUUGGACGUGUUGCACCUGUUGAUUCUGGGUUGUGGUGGGUUAUCUUAUUGAGAGCUUAUGGAAGGAUUACAGGGGACUAUAAUUUGCAAGAGAGGGUGGAUGUGCAGACAGGCAUUUGCCUGAUACUUAACCUGUGCUUAAGUGAUGGUUUUGACUUGUUUCCUACUCUCUUGGUCACUGAUGGGUCAUGCAUGAUUGAUAGGCGGAUGGGCAUUCAUGGGCAUCCACUUGAGAUCCAAGCCCUAUUUUAUUCAGCUUUACGAAGCUCCCGUGAGAUGCUCAGCAUCAACGACUCCACAAAAAGUCUUGUUUCUGCCAUCAACAACCGUCUCAGUGCACUUUCUUUUCACAUGAGGGACUACUAUUGGUUGGACAGGAAAAAGAUUAAUGAGAUAUAUCGCUAUAAAACAGAAGAAUAUUCUACAGAUGCCAUCAACAAGUUCAAUAUCUACCCAGAUCAAAUUCCAUCUUGGCUUGUGGAUUGGAUUCCAGAGAUUGGUGGAUAUCUUGUUGGCAAUUUACAACCUGCACAUAUGGAUUUUCGUUUUUUCACUCAUGGAAAUAUUUGGACCAUUAUUUCAUCACUAGGAUCUCAUGAACAGAAUGAAUCUAUUUUGAAUUUGAUUGAAGACAAAUGGGAUGACCUCAUGGGGAAAAUGCCUCUAAAGAUUUGUUACCCAGCUUUAGAACAUGAAGAAUGGCGCAUUAUCACUGGCAGUGACCCUAAGAAUACCCCCUGGUCAUAUCAUAAUGGUGGUUCAUGGCCUACUCUACUGUGGCAGUUUACCCUUGCUUGUAUUAAAAUGGGAAGACCAGAACUAGCUCAAAAAGCGGUGGAUUUGGCUGAAAAGAGACUUUCAGCUGACCACUGGCCUGAAUAUUAUGAUACAAGGCAUGGAAGAUUCAUUGGCAAGCAAGCUCGAUUGUGUCAGACUUGGACAAUUGCUGGAUACUUGACCUCAAAGAUGCUGUUGCAAAAUCCAGAUAUGGCAUCCAAAUUAUUCUGGAACGAGGAUUAUGAACUCCUUGAGAAUUGUGUUUGUGCACUAAGACCAAAUGGUCGUAGGAAAUGUUCACGCUCUGCUGCCAGAUCUCAAGUAGGUCUCUAAAUGUGUUCCCAUUUCUGCAAUUCCAUGUUUUUACCAUCAAAAUGAAGAGAUUUUCUUGUUAGAAAUUAACCUUUUCUGAUUUAACAGACAGUUUGUGUUCUCUGUGCAAAAUAAAUUGCCAAAGCUUGUGUUGUAGUAUAUCAUUGUACCUUUCAAUUAAAUCAUAAACGUGACACUGAUUGGUGCCAUUCAUUAAUAAAUGUUCUGAUUUUGAAUCUAAA